This is a messenger RNA of Colletotrichum truncatum, 1062 nucleotides long. RefSeq names its product ornithine carbamoyltransferase. Gene Ontology annotation, molecular function: amino acid binding; ornithine carbamoyltransferase activity. Gene Ontology annotation, cellular component: mitochondrion. The record is from RefSeq and is a predicted model, not a curated record. Gene Ontology annotation, biological process: L-citrulline biosynthetic process. NCBI's taxonomy places the organism in Eukaryota, Fungi, Ascomycota, Sordariomycetes, Glomerellales, Glomerellaceae.
AUGAGGCAGUCAGCUUUCCGUGUUACCCGCCAAGCCUUCAACGGCAUUCAGAGUCGGGCUUACUCGCAAGCAACGGGCCCCCGUCAUCUCAUGUCCAUUGCUGACCUCACUCCGGCCGAGUUCGCGACUCUCGUCCGCAAUGCCGCUUCUAACAAGGCAGCUGUCAAGUCGGGCAAUGUGCCCCAAGCUCUGGCGUCAAGCCUUACGGGGAAGACCGUUGCCAUGAUGUUCAGCAAGCGCAGCACCCGCACCCGUGUGUCGACCGAAGCUGCAGUAGCUCUCAUGGGCGGUCACCCUAUGUUCCUUGGCAAAGACGACAUCCAACUUGGAGUUAACGAAUCUUUGUACGACACCUCGAAAGUCAUCUCAUCAAUGACUUCCUGCAUGGUUGCCCGCGUCGGCCCUCACUCUGAUGUUGCUGGACUGGCCAAGGACUCUAGUGUCCCUGUCAUCAAUGCUUUGUCUGAUGACUACCACCCGCUGCAGAUUAUUGCAGACUUCUUGACCAUCCACGAGGCUUUCCCCGCUACUUCUACAUCAGACAAGGCAGACCUUGGUGUGAAGGGGCUGAAGGUUGCAUGGAUUGGUGAUUCUAACAACGUCCUCUUCGACCUUGCCAUCGGCUGUGUCAAGAUGGGUGUUGACAUCGCUGUCGCCUCUCCUACUGGCUACGGUAUUCCCAAUGCCAUGAAGGCCGUUAUCUCCUCUGCAGCCAACGGCGUUGCUUCCCCGGGUAAGCUCAGCGAGACGACUAUCCCCGAGGAGGCCAUCAAGAACGCCGACAUUCUUGUCACCGAUACUUGGGUCUCCAUGGGUCAGGAGGCCGAAGCUCAAAAGCGUCUUAAGGCUUUUGCCGGCUACCAGAUCACGAAUGACCUGGCCAAGCGUGGCGGUGCUAAAGAAGGUUGGAAGUUCAUGCACUGCCUGCCUCGUCACCCUGAGGAGGUUGCCGAUGAAGUCUUCUACAGCGACAGGUCUCUUGUUUUCCCUGAGGCAGAAAACCGAUUGUGGGCUGCUGUUGCUGCCCUUGAGGGUUUCGUUGUGAACAAGGGCAAGAUCUAA